Messenger RNA from Komagataella phaffii GS115, 9927 nucleotides. RefSeq names its product E3 ubiquitin ligase of the hect-domain class. The transcript has a single exon. Bases 1 to 9927 code for a protein of 3308 amino acids. The record is from RefSeq and is a predicted model, not a curated record. Gene Ontology annotation, molecular function: ubiquitin-protein transferase activity; protein binding. NCBI's taxonomy places the organism in Eukaryota, Fungi, Ascomycota, Pichiomycetes, Pichiales, Pichiaceae. Gene Ontology annotation, biological process: protein polyubiquitination; proteasome-mediated ubiquitin-dependent protein catabolic process; positive regulation of protein catabolic process.
AUGGAAGACUCUCAAUUGAUUGAUGAAACCAUCGUCCGGCCAGAAGUAAAAAUUCCCGAUCACACAAAGAACUACAUCAAAUACUUAUCGGAAUGUUCAUUGUCUGAGUUAGAAAGUGAGCUUGGUAAAGUCACUUGCUGGAACUCCAGCAAGACCGAUCUAUACUAUUGGGUCCCUCUACUUAACCGAAUGGAUUCUAUUUUGAAAGAGAAAGUUACCAAGUACAAUUUAGAAGAAGAGUUUGCAAAACCCGUUGAGAUUCAACCUGCCGAUGAGUCUCUACUGGCGGCAAUACUUACUUUUUCUAGUUUGUUGUUUGCUAACUGUUACAAUAACUCCAUAUACGCAUCAACUAAACACGUCUACAAUCUUAUUAAUUGUUGUUCGGUACCCGUUUUAUUGGCUGCGUUACGUCUGUGCGUGGCUCUGGGUGAUGCUACAAUUCAAACCGGUACCAUGAAAUACAAAGAGUCAAAAGUAAUAGACAAGUUUGUAAACAUGUCCAUUGGUUUCCUUCCUCCGACGCCGCCGGUACUUUCGAACAAACCAGUAAGCUUGAAUGCGGGAUCACCUACAGAUCCUGGUUCUGAGGGACAGUUUAAUCUUGCUGAUUGUUGUAAGCUUACUAGCCGUAAGGUUCCAACAAAAUGGAAAAUGCUCGACUUUGAGUACUACAAUUCGGACGAAAAACGUACUAAUGAGAUCGGCCCUAAACGAAAAAAGUCUAAGUUAACACCAACAAAUACACAGUCAUCAUCCGGCAAUGAUGCCUCCUCCUCCAAGCAGAAAUCCGUCAACUUCAGUAGGGAGGGAGUGCAACAUUUAAUAAUCUCAGAAGAAAAUAUGCGAAAAUUCAGUCUUCAACAGAUCUUUGAUAAAUUUUACGACAAAUUACCCAAAGAAUGCUUUUUUGAUUUUGCAUUGGCAGUACAGAUAGCAAAGGCCUUUAACACUGACACAUUCGAAAGCUUGAAAUUGAGACAACAGUUAGUCUCUAUUAAGUGCAUGGCUAUCAGCUACUUGUCUUGUAUGCAAUCAGCAACGGACUUUCUUGAUAGCGUACUUUCAUCUGACUCUACUCUCAUCAACGACUUGUGUGAAUUAAUAGAUCCCUCUUUAGAGACACCAGAUAUCAUUUACGAGUCUGCAGGAAAGGCUUUGGAGUGCAUCUCCUAUAGAAAAGUGUUCUCUUUGGAAAUAUUGAAAGCACUCAAUGGACAUGUCAGUUAUGGCUCUCUGUUCCGUUACAUCAAACAAUACAUCAAGAUGAUGAAAGAUGAUUCUGUGGUAAUCCCGGAGAAUCGUAUCCUUUUGUUUAAUUUGCUACGGAACUUGUUGGCUACGAAACACGUUGCUCAAUCCUUAUCCAAUACAGACAUAUUAACUCUCUUGAUAGACCUAUUAUCUAUCAGAUCUUCGCAUAGAUUUCAUUUAUCUGCGGGAAUAACUGUUUUGUGUCAAUAUAUUGAAGUCAUUCCACGAAGUUUAGACAAGUUUAUUUUGAACAAUGGCUUCCAACUGUUAUUGAAAGCAAUCGAUGAUGAAAUCCAUUAUUCCCUACAAAAUCCUGGAAUUCCCCCCGCCGAUAUAAUUGUGUCGUAUAAUAUCUCAUUUCAUCAAAUGCUUUACCUGAGAGAACUGAUGAUAUUUGUUCUUUCCUUGAUUCAAACUGAUUCUGGAGAUAGAAUGAGAAACCUUUUUGAUUCUAUACUGCUGGAGCAUUUCAACUUGGUAUUGGACAAUCCAAAAACCUUUGGUUCACCUAUUGUUAUAUGUGUUGUGUCGAGUGUAUCCGCCAUUUUACAUACAGAGCCAACUGCUUUUUCUAUUUUGAAUGAGUCUGGAACUAUUGACCGAUUGUUGAAGAGCUAUCCACAGCUCUUCGACUCUUCCAAUGACUUAAUUCAAUCAUUGUUUGAUGUUUUUGGCGCACUUUCUUUAAACAAGGAUGGUUUAAAUAAAGUCGUUGAGUCAAAGUCUAUUGACAUAUUUUUUGAAAUUUUCAGAAACGAUAACUAUUCUUACGAACUUGUGGAAGCAGCACCACAGCUGGCUAACUCUUUAGACCAGCUGACCAGACAUUUUCCAGAGCUGAAGCCUAUUGUUAUGGACAAUAUUAUCCGUUUGAUUGAAGAUAUACCCAACAUUGUGUCAAAAACUUUUCCUCCGACAGAAUUCUUUCAACACCCUAAUGGUUCUUUUUACAAGUCCAAAGAUGAUGUCGUAGUUGAGAAGGAAGAAGGUGUUGAAAAGCUAAAGCCUUUAGAAGCAACCCGAGGUGGUUUAAUGUAUGAAAAUGUUACUUACUUGAUAACUGUUCUUUUGGAACACAACUCCAGGUGGAAAGAUAUCACUAAGAAAAUAACGUUUCAGAAGCUUCUCAAGUUCAUCAUCAUUGAUAAUGCACCAUAUGAUUUCAUUGUUUCUGACUCUUUGUACAGUUUCAUGGGUGUUCUCAAGUAUUACGAUGAUGAAGAUAGGAACUACGGUUUUGUCCCCCUAUUGGACUGUAUUGACGAGUACACUUGGAAACUGCAUGAAUUUACCCAUUAUGAAAAGGAUGACGUCUCAUUUUUCUCUCAAUAUGAAAAAAUGGAGAACGGGAAUAUUAUAGGUGGAAAAGUCAUUGAUAACAUGAAGACUUUGAACGCAUUAUUUUUUCUUUUAACAGACUCAUAUUUUUCUCCUGGUAGCCUUUUUUCGGAACGGAUGGGCCAAGCAUCCAGUUAUUUUACAUCACAGAAGGGGGCUAAACUCUUGAAGGAGUUAGUAUUAUACUUUAGGAGGCUUAUUUUAGAGGAAGUUAUUAUCCAGAGGUUCACUCCAGAUUCUGUUUGUGAGGAUACCACAUUUUUUGCGAAGGUGGAUUUUGCUCCCGUUCAAAUGACUCUUGGUAAGCAGUCAGAUGUAAAAAAGAAGAUAGAUUCUGCUCCUAACACUAAAAGUAAGAAUAUUGCCCAGCUUAGGUUGCAAAUAAACAGAGCCCACACUUGGCUUGGAUUCACGUUUGGCUCAAUUUGCCGUAUAACAAUGCACAAAACGCAAGAUAGGCCAGCGUCCCUUGGGUUCAAGAAUGCUGUCCACAUUUUAUCCGAUUUCACCAUCUACAUCACUGAAUUAUAUGGUAACAUAUCAACUCAAGACAUAUUGAUUGAACGAGCAUAUCAUGGUAUUGUUACCAGUCUGUUGUAUAGGUUGCUUGUCACCAGAUCCAGAACUUUGGAUCUAGCUAUUUUUGCGUUUGCUAUCGUUCUUCUUCAAUCGGACACUUUCCAAAUAUUGAAAAAACUUCUUAUUUCUUGCUCUACCCAGUUAACCACUUUUGAUCCCGAGAAACUAAAAGAAGAAUCAAAGAAUUUUAAGACAGUUUCUAUGAAUAUUGAAAGCUUAACCCUCCAUACUAUUAGGUAUAUUCUGUCCAUUUUUGCGAUAGUUGGAAAUAAGUCAAAUUUGACUUUGAUUCCUGCCGCAAGAGUAUACUACGAGGGUGAUAUAAGCGGCUUUGGAACGCUUCAUAAUGAAUUGGUCCCAUCAUUCCUUACUCAAUUCAGACUGUUUAGCUUGGGUAUGCUUCUUGAAGUACUGAGCCCCCUGGAUGAUGGCAUUGACCUGCUUUCUUUUGACAAGGUGGUUCGGAGUUUUCCGCCCGUAAUUGUUGAACUAUUCAUCACGAUUAGUAAAAAUGCUUAUUCGCAUCUAGGUGAAAACUCGUCGACGGUUCCGAAUGGGUUACUCUAUCCAUUGGUUUGGCAAAAUGUUCAUCCUACAAACUCUCGAGUUGAUUAUUUGGUCAGCUUGGGCCUUGAUAGAAGCGAUGCCUUAGAAUUUUUGAAAUCCACAGGCAACUCUCUGGCACCAAUUUUGAAAGAUGAGGUCCCUUUUUAUCAAGGUGAUCUCUCGCAAGACCGUAUUGAAGAACUAGCGGCUGAGGCUAAGAAUCGACCGUACAUUGUCCCCAAGCUAGAACCUUUGAAGCCACAGUACUCCAAUUUUUCCACGCAUGAUGAGCUAGUGUUUUUGCGCAAAGCUAACGAAUCUGCUUUUGUUGAAAGGUGGUUCAUUUUUGCUGAAUUGUUUCCUGAUUGUGUGGAAAAACUUUCGGAUCUACUGAUUCAUGUCUUUUUGAAGAACCCAGGCACAACCAGUAAUUUUGAGCGAACUAUCCUUAGUACUCUUCUUGCUAUUAUUUUAUCUCUUGAUACGUCAAGCUCAGAAGACGAGGACAAGCUUGCUGGAACUAUAGGGUUAUUCGCUAAUCUAAUCAAGGACUCUGAGGUGUAUGAUCUCGGAACAGAAUCUUUGGAAGGGUUUCUCUCAUUUUGUGCAGAUUCGAUUUCUGCUGAGUUUGUUAAUUGCAGCUGGUUUCCUAAAUUGCUGUUUGCAUUUGAGCAUAUUCUCGUGUUCACUUCUUUUCCUGAACCUGAGAAAUUAGAAGUUGGCAUAGCCGAUAUAGUAGAGGCUCAAAUACCGAAGUUCGCCGAUAGUUACCGGGCUCCGUCAGCUCCCUUGGAUGAAAUUUUUGACACAAUCAUUCAUUGUAAGAAUCUGAAGACUAUGGAGGUCACAAUCGCACUUUCAAGGGUACUUUCGAUAUUUGCAAAAGAUGACCUCAAAGCACGAAAAAUAUUUGAUAGUGGCAUCCUGAAUGAACUGAUUCGUGCAUCCUCUUUGUUUACUGACGACUCAAACUUUCCUAAGCUGCAGAACUAUCUGCUAUUACUGAUGCGAACUUGUAUGGAGACUGGCCCUAUAUUAGAAACGCUGAUGGAUCACUAUCUCCAGAAGAAGUUAUCAGAUUCUAGAACUUUGAGUACGCUUUUGAAAGCAAAUGGAGUAUUAGCUGCUAGAAACCCCCAGAUUUUGGCAGAAUGCAUUGGUUCUUCUGUUAGGCUUUCUAAGUGUGUCGAUCCUUUAGAGAGCUUGUCAAUUGUACCUCUAAAGAAGGGUAACGAAAUCGAAGAUUCAAUAAUGACUGAUGCCACAACCGGUAAGUCCACAGACGAACUAAGUGAAGAACCCGAUUAUAGACAGAAUACUGGACUAGUUCAUACACUAAUCUUAGAGCUAAUGUCUGUUUGCAAGAAUGAUAUAUUUAGCUCUCCUGAAAGUUCUGAGCCCAUUUCCCCGGAUAAUAUUCGAAAAUCAAAGCAAAAACUUUUGAAACUGUUUGAGAAUAAGCAUUUUGGUUAUGCCGUAUUUUUGCUUCAUGCGACUGCCGAGUUGGUUUCUAGUUAUAAGCAAAGCAAACUUGAAUUUUUGACAUUCUCAAGAAAGAAGACUAUUCAAUCCUGUCAAAGACCUCGGCCAACGGCUUUGAAUUUUAUCCUUCAUACUUUAUUGGGCACAGAAAAUUCUGGUGAUUUUGAUGAAUCAGAGACACAGAGAAGAGUUAUUGUUUCAAAUCUUAUUAAAAUGAUAGUAUUUGGGUUUGUUUCCACACCAAUCUCUAAGUUUGAUCCUAAUCUACCUACGAAAGUUGACCCUGACAUGACUUAUGUCAGGCAGUUCACCACUGACGUUUUAUCCAAAGUGUUAACUGAUACUCAUAGCUCUGUCGAGUCACCCAGUACAAGGUACAGAAAGCUGUCAGUCUUUACAGAAUUGCUUCAAAAACUGAUCUCUGAAAAAAGGGAUUUGUGUGGACAUGGUUUGGAUAUCUUGUUCACUAAAUACGAUGCAUAUCAGAUGACUAAAGUAUUGGUGGAAAAGAAUUUUGCCUCACUUUUAACGAGUCUUGUUUCUUCAUUUGAUUUAAACUUCCCUAAUGCUAAUGGUGUGAUGAAGCCUUUGUUGGGGUGCAUUAGUAGUCUUGGCCGUAUCAAACACACUUACAGUGACUUACUAAAGGAUGGGCAAGAUGGUGAGGACACUCACAGUACAGACAGUGAAGAGGAGGAGGACAAUGAUGAAGAUAUGGAUAAUAGAGAUGACACUCCAAAUCUUCUCAGAAAUUCGACUCUUGGAAUGUAUGAUGUUGCCGAUGUUGACAACGAAGAUUACUCCUCUGAGGGGGGUUAUGAAGGUGGUUACGAAGAUCUUAGUGAGGACAAUGAGCACGGCCCCAUAGAGAUUAUAUUCAGCGAUGACGAGGAUGACGAUAUUGAAGAUGAUGAAAAUGACACUUAUCAAGGCUCAUCUGAUAUGGUCAUAGAGGACUUAGAUUCUGCAGAAAUUAUAGAGGAUGAUUCCAAUUCCGAGGGACCCACUGAUGAAGAGUAUGAAAUUGUUAACAAUGGAAAUUUCUUGAUCAACGGAAGAGAGUAUGAAAAUGUUGAAUAUGAUGAAUCCGACGCUCAAAACGAUGCCUCUUUUGAUGAAGAAGUACCUUUUGAUUCGGAGAACCCUUCAUUUGAUGAUGAUGCUGGUGAUGAUACCGAUUACGACGGCUGGUUAAAUAUACUAGGCGCUGAAGAUGGAGAUGAAGACGAAGAAGAUGAAGAUGAAGAUAAUGAACAUGAAGAGCUAAACAGACACCAUAUCGGAUCUCGUAGAGGUAGGCAGAUUGUUGAAAUCGAUCGACUUGGCGAGGAAGAUCCAGAUUUAUUUGCUUCUGGAAACAUGGAAAGUAGUAGACUUCGAUCAAUGAUCGAGCAUUUGUUCGAAGCAGAUGAUCAAAUUGCCGGUGCAUUUGAACGUGAUGGCGUUCGAGUUAGUGUGGUUGAUAAUAAUGGCUUGAUUGGAUUAGUUGAUCGUCCUUCAAAGUUUAUGAAGCCCCCCAGCUUAGAAAUGAAAUCCUCCUACGAAAGGUGGAGUGUUGCUAACGAUAUCUACGGUAAGGUAGAGUAUGAUGCUCUCAGGUUGCUACCUGGUCUCAUCAAUAUGUUGUUUCCUCCAAGUUAUGAAAUUUAUAAGGAAAAGAAAGAAAGAGAAGAGCAAAAAAGGCUUGAACGAGAAAGAGAGAUCAAGAGACAACAAGAAGAGCGUGAGAAAGAGCUUCUUGAACGUGAGAGAUCUCGCCAACUGGAAACAGAGCAGCAACAAUCUCAGGUCGACACAGCCGACGCAGAAUCAGAUGAAGAAGACUCUGAACCUAUCAUUAUUAAUAUUGGCGGUGAAGAUGUUGACAUAAGGGGAACCGGCAUAGAUCCUAGCUUUCUUCUUGCGUUACCUGAUGAUAUGCGGGAGGAAGUCUUCACUCAGCACAUCAGAGAGCGAAGAGCACAAUCAUCGGGUGACAAUGCUUCCAUGGAUGAUAUACCUUCUGAGUUUUUGGAAGCCCUACCUGAUUCAAUAAGAAGGGAAGUACAAACUGAAGAAUCCAAUUUCCGUAACUUCCUUCUUCGAGGUAAUGAUGAAGAUGAUUCUGAUCAGUUUGAUUUAUCCGAAGAAACAGACUCAGCUUCACAGUCGACCAAGAAAAAAUUUGUGUUGAAAAAACACAAAUACUACCGUACACCGUUGGUAGACAAAUUUGGGAUCUGUGCCCUGAUCAGGUUCUUGUUCCUCCCUCAGAACAAAUAUGAUAUUGACUCUCUAAAACAGGCUUUUUUACAGCUAUCUCAUAACAAGCAAACUAGAUCUGAAAUAAUGCAGAUGUUGCUGCUAGUACUGCAUGAAGCAACUCAAGAUCAAAAGGCCAUUGAAAGAAUAUUUUAUCAAUUAACAAGUCGCAGCAACUCUGCUGCCCAAAAAAUUCUUUUGAAAGAGGAACCAAUUUCCGAUGGUGGCAUUGACUCUAAGGAGUUAGCAUUGCAACAAUUUCCUAUAAGUUGCACUCCCCUGAUACUCUCAACUCAAGCACUCGAAAUUAUCAACUACCUGUUAAACGCUGAUGUGGAAUUCAGGUACUAUUUUUUGACUCUUCAUGAUCAUCAGCAGUUGUUGAAGAAAUUCAACAAGAAACAAAAACUAAAAGAAAAAGAUUCUUACCAAAAGGGUCCAAACUAUCCAAUCAACAGCCUGUUGUCCCUCUUGGAUCGGAAUAUCUUCCUGGGGGAUAGCUUUGUAUUGAAACAACUUUGCUAUGCUGUACAUAUUGCAACCAAACCUUUGGGAAAAUUCAAAAAGCUUCAAGAAAAAAAAUUGAAGGAUGGGGAAACAGUUAAACCGGACGUUCAAUUUCCGUUUGUAUCUGACGAAAAUCUGAAGAAACUUGUAUCCAUUUUGGUUACAGAUGACUGUACUUCUUCUGUAUUUAGGAAAGUGGUUGGAGGUUUACAAAAUUUAUCUAUUCUCGAAGAAAAAAGAUCGAUUCUUGCACAAGAGAUUUCGGAGAAUGCUACCAAUCUAGGAAAGCAGUUGGUUGUCGAUUUAGAACAACUUUCUUCAAGAAUCAAGAAUGCGGAUGAAAAUGUUGAUGAACUUUCUUCUGAAACAUUGGAGAAAUUCACUACGGCCAGCUCCAAACAAGCAAAACUUUUGCGUGUAUUGACAGCGCUUGAUUAUCUAUUUUAUACCAAAAAAUCGGCCGAUGCUAGUGAAUCUGAAAUUGAAGCACUAACAAACCUUUACAAAAGUUUGGCUUUGGGACCAUUAUGGGGUGGAUUAAGCGAGUGCUUGGUAACUCUUCGUGAUAAGAAAACCCUGCAAUAUAUUGCUACAAUCUUAUCUCCAUUGAUUGAAUCUUUGAUGGUUGUAUGUAAGCACAGCAAGGUAAAGGAACUACCUAUACGAGAAGUUUUGAAGUAUGAACAGAAAAAGAAUGAUUUUGUUAACGAGCCGAUCGAAAGUUUGUUUUUCACUUUCACUGACGAACAUAAAAAGAUAUUAAACCAAAUGGUACGUGUCAAUCCCAAACUAAUGAGUGGGCCCUUUUCUAUGUUGGUAAGAAAUCCUCGGGUAUUGGAGUUUGACUGUAAGAAAAACUACUUUGAUCAACGGUUGCACGAGGGAAAUGAAAAGAGACCAAAACUCUCUAUUUCUGUUAGCCGUGAGCAAGUGUUUUUGGAUUCAUACAGAGCACUAUUCUUCAAAAAAGUUGAUGAAAUUAAAAACUCAAAACUGGAGAUUUCUUUCAAAGGUGAAGCUGGUGUAGAUGCUGGUGGUGUGACUCGUGAAUGGUAUCAGGUUUUAUCCAGGCAAAUGUUUAAUCCAGAUUACGCACUUUUCAUACCGGUUGCGUCUGACAAAACCACAUUCCACCCCAACCGAACAUCUUACAUCAAUCCGGAGCAUUUGUCAUUCUUCAAGUUCAUCGGACGUAUAAUUGGGAAGGCCGUCUAUGAUAAUUGUUUUUUGGAUUGCCAUUUUAGCAGAGCUGUCUACAAAAGAAUUUUGGGUAGACAGGUCACGCUGAAGGACAUGGAGACACUUGAUUUGGACUACUACAAAUCUCUUGUCUGGAUCUUAGAAAAUGACAUCACGGAUAUCAUAGAUGAGACAUUUUCUGUGGAAUCAGAUGAUUACGGCGUGCACACAAUAGUUGAUUUGAAACCGAAUGGCAGAAAUAUUCUUGUAACAGAAGAAAACAAACAAGAGUAUGUUCGCUUGAUUACAGAAUACAGGCUGCAGACUUCAGUCAAGGAACAAAUGAACAACUUCCUGAUAGGAUUCCAUGAAAUCAUCCCCAAAGACUUGGUGGCAAUAUUCGGUGAUCAGGAGCUGGAGCUACUCAUUAGUGGACUUCCUGACAUUGACGUCGAUGAUUGGAAGGCUAACGCAGUGUACGAGAAUUAUUCUCCAUCCUCUAUUCAGAUUCAAUGGUUCUGGAGAGCUGUUAGGUCUUUUGACGUCGAGGAAAGGGCCAAGUUGCUACAGUUUGCUACAGGUACAAGUAAGGUUCCGUUAGGAGGAUUCAAAGAACUUACUGGUGUUGAUGGCGUUUCGAAGUUCAGUAUUCAUAGAGAUUACGGGUCCACAGACCGGUUACCAUCGUCCCACACCUGCUUUAACCAGAUAGAUUUACCAGAGUAUGAGUCUUAUGAAACACUUCGUGGCUCCUUGUUGUUGGCAGUAACUGAAGGUCAUGAAGGGUUUGGACUGGUGUGA